UGUUACCCAAGUAACGAUUUCGCGUAGAUGUACUUAACUUUAGACACCGAGUCUUAAACUCGAUUGUCGGUGUAGGAAGAUGAAGAUAUAUAGUUUUAGGUGUACACAUUUCGAUGUCUCAUUAGUUUUGCCGUGUUUGUGCUUAGUUCCUACAGGCCUAAAAGAAGUCGCAAAGACUCAGUUUGUCCUGCUCAACCAUUCUUCAUCUUUAUGGUGCCCGGCGGAAGGUGGACCGGCCCCUUGUAUUGUCUGGAGAAUGAAUGGUACUGUUGUACAAAACAGGACUAGUGUGAGACUCCGAAUCAAAGUUGCAGAACAAGAAAGAAAUGCAAAAUACAGCUGCGAGGUGAACGAACAUGGUCAGUUGAAGAGGAUUAACAUUAGUCUUGUUGUCGAGGGAGUGGGAAAGGUUCCGUUCAAGAUCCCUGACCUGCAAAUCAAGCCAGUUUGUAGAACUCAGAUGCAUGCUGAUUACUUCACCCGUGAAUGCCAAGAGGUAAUGAACAUGCAACUUCUUCUUGCCACAUUAUCUCCACUACUAUCAGAAAACAGGUAAAGGGAAUAACUUAACUAAUGGAUGAAAACACUUUACUGAUUUACAAGAAUAUUUAAAGCA
Messenger RNA from Stylophora pistillata, 616 nucleotides. RefSeq lists its product as uncharacterized. Lineage: Eukaryota; Metazoa; Cnidaria; Anthozoa; Scleractinia; Pocilloporidae. The record is from RefSeq and is a predicted model, not a curated record.